GUCCCCCGAAAACCCGUGUAUUCAUGAUCACCGCACCCCCCUCUCCCACUGCGUUUUUAAAUAACAGAUAACAGUUUUUAUUACUAUUAUCCACGUCGCGACGUACCGACGACAGCUGCAUCAACGUCAUAAAAUAAUUCAAAAUAAUAUAUGACUGGUACCUACCUUAUAAUUAUCUUACCUCCAUGACUUGAAAUCGGUAUCGCAUUCCCUAUGCCAAAACGACCCACAUGGUAUUCAUAAACACAAUGUUUUUAAUAUUAUAAUAUCAUAUUGUUUCCGUCCAAUCGUUCGCGUUUUCCCGUUACGGGAGGUGCUCAGUCCAUGGACUCGCUGACUCCGACGACGCGGCACAUGGAAUUUACCAAUUUUUGAACAAACCGCGUACGGACAUUGAACGAUGAAGACCUCCACCGCCGUUGGGUUUGCGUUCUGCUGCUGUACACUGUCGCAGUUUAUACAAGUCUGUUCGUCCAUGCGUCUAGGCGACAUUUACCAGGGCUUACACGAUGCGAUGACGGUAGACGAGCUGAACUAUUACUUCGGAGUGUCCGAUCCAGCGGACGCACCCGAGUACGAGGUGGUCACGUUGUCUGAUCCUGCGGACCGACCGGAUUGCACGUUUUUUGCUUUUGGCAGAUUGGUCCAGUUGUUCUUGGAACCCAACGACCGUUUGAUUAGCGAAGAUUUUGUGUGGCAAAUACGGGACGAUUCGGAGUCGGUGACGUACGAGAAAAGGUCGCCAAGACGAUGUCAUUAUAUGCACCGGAUAAGUCAUACUGGUGACGGUGGCUUGACCGCAGCGUUUACUUACUGUCCGGGAAGCUCUAAAAACGGCAUUGUCUUCCUGCCAGAUGUCACGUACGAACUGCAGUCCGUAAGUGCCAGGCUUUGUCGGUAUCGGUGUGACAACGACGGUGAAAAUGCGUUCAUUUUGAAACGAGCGCCGACGAUAAACCACACGUGGACCGAUGGUUUCAAUGUAUUGCGAAGACCCAGUGAAAACUAUGCUUUCAUGUCACCAGACCUUUUUGUAGAGGACACGAAAUACGACGAGGAUGGAACGGCUGCGGCGGUGGAGGCAGCGGCAAUGCCCGUAUUGGAGACGGCGCUCUAUUUUGACGAAGCGGCGUACAAAACGUUUUCGGAGUACUUUAAACACGACGACGAACACCUCGCCGACAUGAUACUCGCUUACGUCAACGCCGUUCAAGUACUAUACCACCAUCCGAGCUUGGGACAAAAAAUCGAAAUCGUCUUGGUGAAACUGGAAAUGUUCAAAAAACAACCCAACGACUUGCCACAUUACGGCGGCGAGAGGAGUUCGUUGUUGGAUUCGUUCUGUGCUUACAAUAAGAAAUACCGAAAACAAGAACAAUGGGAUAUCGGACUCUAUAUUUCGGGUUUAGACUUUUACGCGAUGGAAAACGGACACUGGAGUGGCUCCACCAUGGGCCUGGCGACCGUGGGUGGUGUCUGUUCGGAGAAGUAUUCGUGCAUUAUCGCUGAGUUCGGUUCUACGGACGCGCUUGGAAAACCGUACCCGUCGGCGGGCUUUACUUCCGUAUACAUACUGGCCCACGAAAUAGGCCACAGUUUAGGUAUGCAUCACGAUGGCAAUACGAACAAUUGUCCGAAAGAAGGGUUCAUAAUGUCACCAUCGAGAGGGAUUACUGGCGAAUUAUUAUGGUCAGAAUGUAGUGCACGUGUUGCAACAAAUCUCAACAAUCUCGAAUGUCUCUUCAAGCAGUCCAGCAGUCGGCAUUCGGCCACGGUCCAAAAGUUGGAUCACAACAAAUUCGGCGACAAGCCUGGCCAAGCGUGGGACGCUAAAAAACAAUGCGAACUGCUGUUAUUGGACAACGACGCCCGGGUAAUGAGCACCGAAACGAAUUUGGACUCGUCGCGACAGCAGCCAGAAGAUAUAUGUGAAAAUUUGCAAUGUGAAACGCCAAACCGACCUGGAUAUUAUUUUGCUGGGCCAGCAUUAGAAGGAACCACGUGCGGACCCAGCUCGUGGUGCGAGGCGGGAAAAUGCGUUAAAGGCAAACCAAAAAAACCCAAAAAGAUCAUAAAAGGUGGAUGGAGUCUGUGGAAGGUGCACGAGUGUACGUCGGGGUGUAUACAUAAGUCAAAAGGUUUCAGAUCUAGGACGAGAACGUGCAACAAUCCGAAACCGAUAAACACGAACGAGGGAUGCGAGGGGCCCAGACACGAAGCCGUUCUCUGCAAAGACGACAAGACGUGCCACAAAUCCAAAAAGAUAUCUGCCGCGGAAUACGCGACGGCCAAGUGCAAGGAGUUGGCAUCCAUACUGCCGGCGUUGGACAAGGAGUACUCGGGUCUGCAGGCGCCUCACGAAGAUGCCCGCCCGUGGAUGGGGUGUUCGGUGUUCUGCCGGCGCAAGGACACCGGGUCGUUCUACACGCCCAGGUUGGACGUGUCAAACUUACCGGUCGAUCCGUACUUCCCUGAAGGAACUUGGUGUCACUCCGCGGACAACGACAACUAUUACUGCCUGAAUCACGUCUGCACGCCCGAGGACGAUUUGAAACGGUCGGGCAAGAGUUCGGCCGACCCGGGUGGCGACUUUCCUAUGAUCAGCCAGAACGCCCGACCACCGGGGCCUUACGUCGUACCGGAAGUCCUAUUGCGCUACUUGAGCGUGGGCGCCGACGGUACGCCUUUGCUGACUACUAUCACGCCGGACAUGGUCGACCCGACCGAUUUCGAAGACUGGUCGAGCGACGACUACGUGGACAUGCCAGACAGACCUUUGCAGCAGCACGUGCAGUAUGCCGUUAACAUGUGAUGAGCCCGCGACUAUGUCAACAUCGCAGAUGUCCAGUUUAAAAGGCAUUUACCUCAUACCGUCUACGGAUCAGCCAAAUAAGCAUUGAGCAAUACAAUAAUAAAUAAUGAUAAUAAUAACGAUAAUAGUUAAUAAUAUUUAAUAUGGAUUGACGUUUUAAAAAAUUUGAAAUCAACUUACGCUAUAAUAGUGAUCCUAACAAUUAUAUUAUAUGUUUAUCUGGUUACAUAACUAUUACUAAUGCGUAUACUUAUGUGAUAUUAUAUUAAAUGUACCUACUUACUGUGAUUGCAUUUCAGUUGGCUUUUGUGAUUUUGAAAAACUAUACUACGAUGAAAAAUAUAUUUUAUUUCGUAUAUUGACGACAGUAAUAGUAUUGUAGAGUUUAAAAUUUGAAAAUCACUAAAUUUAUCUGUAUUUAAUUGGUGCACCCGAUGAUUAAAUGUACCGCUCUGUAUGUGGGCACGUAUCACGUGGUUUUUUUUCUUAGUAUGACUUCAUUCGAUCGAUAUUUUGUUACGUCAUGUAAUUUGGGUGUCACAUGAUUUUGUAUAGAUAAUUCUUCGUUCGGGGUGAUGUAUGUAUAAUAUAUACGUUAUCAAAUUGUGUAACUAGAAACCAAAUUUUGCAAAAAUGUAUCACUGCUAUAUUGGAGGUGUCUUUUAAUGGGUCGUCUGAGAGAAAAAUUUACAUAUUAUUAUUAUAUUCCAACGAAAAUAUUUUGUAUUUUUUGAUAAUAAUGUAAGUCCGUUCAUCACAAGCGAACAACGAUGAUAAUAUAAUGUACAAGUGCAACUACAACUACCGAAUUAUAAUUAUAUAAUAAUAUUGUCUAUUAUUCCAAUGUUUGUUUUGUAGCUACGUUUUAUAUAUAAUAUUGUUAUUAUUGUUAUUAUCAAGCGCGAGGCAUUAUUGUGUGCGGCAACUAAUGAAUUAAACCUAUUAAGCCCAAAAAUGCGUUGAUCGACGUUCUAAUCAGUAAAGUUUUAUAUUAUUUAACCUUUUUUUUUCUUUUUUUUUUAAACUCUUUUUGUUUCGUUACAUUGUGUUUGGGAUAACAAUGGUUUUCAGUAAACAGUAUAUAGGUAC
This is a messenger RNA of Myzus persicae (green peach aphid), 3901 nucleotides long. RefSeq names its product A disintegrin and metalloproteinase with thrombospondin motifs adt-1-like. The record is from RefSeq and is a predicted model, not a curated record. The transcript is spliced from 17 exons. Lineage: Eukaryota; Metazoa; Arthropoda; Insecta; Hemiptera; Aphididae. Gene Ontology annotation, molecular function: metalloendopeptidase activity. Bases 401 to 2812 code for a protein of 803 amino acids. Gene Ontology annotation, biological process: proteolysis; extracellular matrix organization. Gene Ontology annotation, cellular component: extracellular matrix.